AAAUCUCCUUUAGGUGGCAGAGUGAUGUAUUGUGAGUAAAUAAAAAAAUGCGAACGUGACGUCAAGCUACUGACAGAUGUAAACAAGCAAUCGAUAUAUUUUGGUACAAGUACUGUAACAUUUGAUAACAUUAGUUACAUGCGUAACCAUGAAGAGGGUAUUUGUUACUGUAGGAACAACGAGCUUUGAUUACCUAUUUGAACGUGUUACUUCCCCUGAAGCUGUUCAAGUGUUGAAAGCCCGCGGCUAUCAACAUUUGGUCCUGCAGGUUGGACGAAGCUCCAUCUUCCCAGAUUCAGACAGCUGUCACAAGCUCACGUUAGAGGCCUUUAAAUUCAAAGAUUCCACCGCUGAAGAUGUCAAAUGUGCCGACCUGGAUAUCAGCCAUGCUGUUGUGUACAAUGUCCGAAGAAAUAAAAAAGCUAAACUACCAAGCCAUUUUGCUGGUCUUUUCAUGUUGAUAAUUUAUAAUAAUGAAAUGCCUCUUCUUGUAUUCUCAGGGGAAGGUAGUUGUCUGGAGACCGUUGGUGCAGGCAAGCCACUAUUAGUGGUGUUCAAUGACAAACUUAUGGACAUUCACCAGCUAGAGCUGGCCAGACAGCUACACCAAGACCUACUGUACUUCACUGCAAGCAAUCUCACUGAGACCUUGAGGACGAUGGACCUUUAGGUUCUCUCACCCUUGUUACCUAGACAACCAAAUCAUUUUGCCAAUUUCCUGGACAAGACCCUUGGUGUUCAAUGAUUCCAGCGCAGGGAAAUAUCUGAGGUCGACUCUGUGUUCUUUUAUGGUCUCUGGAGAUGUUUGCACUCUGAAACUCUCCUCAUCUUUGAGAUGAACUGGCGGUGGGGUUGGACAGAGGGAAGCCUGGGCCCCAUGUGCCUGGCUUCUAGGUUCUCCUAUCAGCAUGCAGAGCAAACGGCAGAAUGCGACGUCAGUCUAUGCAAGACUUUAAGAUUAAGAGUUUGUUGAAAGGUCUGGCCAUGUUCUAUUUCAUCUAGUUGAAGACAGGAUGAUUAGGCAUUAGAUGCUGACUUUUUAAUGGUGGAAGGGGUAUGUUUUCAACUUGAAAUGAUAGGAAAGACACUCUCGGAUGUAGAUACAGUGUAUUGUAACUCUCAUUUCUAUGAUUUGUUAUGAACAGAACAACUUAAAAAUAUGUAUAAUUUGAUGUGCUGUUUGGUGUGCUGUUCAUAUAUGCUGUUGUCUCGAUUAUACUGUUGUUGUUGUCUGAAGUGUAGUUAAGCUUCUCCUUCACUCCUUGUGACACUGGUCAGCACACUGUAAUAAGGCUGGCAUAGACAGCAGUGGGGUUGCACUCUGACAUGAAAACAAACACCACAUCCUGUUCAGAUGGAGAUUAGCACAGAUGGAGAAAGCAGCCUCCAAAAUUAUAGGAUCAAAGUUGUGAAGCCAACAAGAGAAGAGAGCACUCCUGUGAAAUCACAAUUCAUAUUAUGACUUCAUAACCAUGUUUCCAAUGAUUCCAAUCCAUGGAAUGUUUCUCAAAAAGCUUUCUUACUUUAGGCUUCUCAUUAUCGCAAGUAACUCUGGUUCCUCAGCU
Messenger RNA from Oncorhynchus masou masou (cherry salmon), 1565 nucleotides. Its product is annotated as UDP-N-acetylglucosamine transferase subunit ALG13 homolog. Gene Ontology annotation, biological process: dolichol-linked oligosaccharide biosynthetic process. Bases 149 to 670 code for a protein of 173 amino acids. Lineage: Eukaryota; Metazoa; Chordata; Actinopteri; Salmoniformes; Salmonidae. The record is from RefSeq and is a predicted model, not a curated record. Gene Ontology annotation, molecular function: hexosyltransferase activity. The transcript has 3 exons.